AACUCUAGGUUUCAUGCCAAUGGAAUUUUCCCUCCCCAGGAUGGAAAGCAGGAACCUCUUCCUAAGCCUGUUGCUGUGCUACAGCGUGCUCAGAGCUGCUGACUCUCACAUGGUGAUCGAAGAGAAGACAGAAUGCAACCCAUCCAAGAGCAACAAAAUGAACCUCUCAGAUCUCCCUCCCAUCUCCAUUGUAGAUUUAACCAAAAAAUCCCAGAAAGUCAGCAGGAAAGAGGCAGAGGACAGGAAAUCUUCCAAGAGAAAUGCUCAGCUGAGGACACCUCCAAAACCAAGGCCCACCCCAGCUGCUGACUGUGUGCCUAACUUCAAAACCUGCAAACCACACUUGAAUUCAUGUUGCAACUACUGUGCCUUGUGCAAGUGCCGGAUUUUCCAGACCAUCUGUCAGUGUCUGAUGUUAAACCCAAAGUGCUAAGCCGAGCUGGGAGCACAAUAAGGGCUUCUGUCUUUCAUUAGCUUCUCAAGUGUCUAUUUCAAACUGCUCCAUGCAUAUUUGCAACCACUUUAGAGAGCUUUGAAGCUGGCAGCUUGGAUUUUGCC
Messenger RNA from Dryobates pubescens (Downy woodpecker), 558 nucleotides. RefSeq names its product agouti signaling protein (gene ASIP). Gene Ontology annotation, molecular function: neuropeptide hormone activity; melanocortin receptor binding. Bases 14 to 433 code for a protein of 139 amino acids. Gene Ontology annotation, biological process: melanosome organization; hormone-mediated signaling pathway; positive regulation of melanin biosynthetic process. NCBI's taxonomy places the organism in Eukaryota, Metazoa, Chordata, Aves, Piciformes, Picidae. The transcript has 3 exons. The record is from RefSeq and is a predicted model, not a curated record. Gene Ontology annotation, cellular component: extracellular region.